CGUGGAGGGUGCAGCUGUCUCGCCAUAGCCGGAUGGCCAGGGAGCGGGAGGGGGUACCCUCAGGACAAGGCCAUUCUGGGACUCCAAUUCAAUUUGGGACUCUGAGCACAGAAACUCCGCCCUGUUUGAGGCCCACUACAGAGAGGCGGGUUAUGAAGAAUGAGGAAAAACAAGGCACACAAAAAAUAACCAGAGAAGGAAGAGAUCAUGGGGUGAAGCUGGUGAAGGACACACACUGCCUGAAACCUGCCAGGGCUGGGAGCUACUGGGUUUUGGGAUCCAUAGCCCAAAGCGGCUGGAAACACAUGGCACCGGUCAGUUAGGGACAGCCAUGCUGGGCCAGGCAGGGGUCUGUGGGCACGAGCGUGGCCUCACCAUCCUGCACUAUGCAGGCAAUCCAGGAGGCUGCCCCUCCAGCAGUGGAACCUCCUAGAGGGCAGGCACCUGCGGGCUGCCUUGCAUUGGUGGGGGCUGGGAAGCAGCUGGGGUGCAUGGGAGGAAAGGGAAGUGGCAGAGUCCUAUGAAACAGCCGCUUGCUGAUGGCCCGCUGUAUGCCAGGCCCCGUGCCCAGAGUGUAGAGGUAACCUGAGAGACUGGGAACAGGCAUCUACAGGAAAAUGAAAUCAGCCCCCAGCCAGACUUUGUAUUAUAAAGUCCUGGGCAACCUGGGCUGCCCUCUGCGCCAGCCACUGGGUCUCCACUUCCACAACGGCUCUUGCGCUGCCAGGCCCAUGUGCGCUCUGGUCUGCGCAGACCAGGCAUCAGGAGAGCCAGGCAGCGAUGAGCAGCCCCUCCAGGCGUCUCUGACCGGGAUAUCAGGUAGCUGGGCUGGGGAGGAAGCAGGGGGGUCAGACGGGGAGGGGGCCAGAAGGACUGGCUCAUCAGAGGUGUCCUGAGGUUUCCCAGCCGACUUGGGAGCAGCAGACAAUCUCGCAUUGUCCCCUGGCUGCAGCAUGGGGCAGGGGAGCCACUGGGCCCAGCACCCCACACCUGCAAGGGUGAGCGCUUCCCCCACUCACACCCUCUUGGGGACAGAGGCCCAGGGCUGCCUGGCAGGGCAGGAAGAGCAUCUGUCUCCUGAACUUCCUCAGCCUCUACCUCCCCUGAAGCAGCCCCACUGCCUGGCCUCCACUCUGGGCCCUACUGACUCCUAUGUGCCUCCAGGUGGAGAUCAAGCCCUGCCACGGGCGCUGGAGAGCUCCUGGCCUGCUGCUGCUGCUCCUGCUGCUGGCGCUGGCCACCGCCGCUGCUGUGGUUGGAGGGCUCCUUGGUUUCAGCCACAGCCCUCCUCAGGCCCCUCUGCACACGCUCCGCCUGAGCCUCCCGAGCCCAGGCAUGCCCCGGUCCAACCAAACCGAGCAGGUGGAUGUGGCUCAGAAUGUGGCAACCAUCUGGGUGACUCCAGCCCAGAGCAACCGCAGCUGGGCAGUGCUAUUCGACGGGCAGAGAGGCUGCGUCUGUUACCGGCCCUCGGAGCACCAGGCCUGCUUCCUGCGCCUGAUGGAACCCCGAGACCGUGAGACUCUGCAGCUGCUGGUGAACACCUCUCAGCUCCAGGCGACGCAAAGCCCCAGCCAGGACACCCACUACGCCCAGGAGCUGCUGGCAGUGCUGGGGAGCCAAGAGGUGGACCCUGCCCAGGUCGGGGCUCCCGUGCAGCACCUUUGUGCCAAGACUCCCAUUUACUGGGCCCGACGUGCAGAGGGGCCCCAGAGGCAGCGGCUGAUCUACCUGUGUAUCGACAUCUGCCUCCCGAGCAACAUCUGUGUGUCCGUCUGCUUUUAUUACCUCCCGGACUGACCCCCCAGCCUGGUCCCACAGACCGGUCACCUGGCCGACCCUGUCACCAGUCCACAGAGGGCGGACAGGGAUAAUAAACCACUCCACCUGGC
Molecule: messenger RNA, 1892 nt
Organism: Capra hircus (goat)
Lineage: Eukaryota; Metazoa; Chordata; Mammalia; Artiodactyla; Bovidae
Gene: BRICD5
Product: BRICHOS domain containing 5
Exons: 5
Coding region: 1153-1800 (215 amino acids)
Biological process (GO): regulation of cell population proliferation
Source: RefSeq, a predicted model, not a curated record